AUGUCUUUUAGAAAGAAAAAACUCAAACCUCCAGCGGGUAGUCAAUUUAUUAUAAACGACUCCAUAAUGAGCUAUAUUGACCGCACGAAAACACUAAUAAGGAUGAUUGGAUGCAAGAACCAGUACAUAAAAGCACGUAUGAAAGAUAAGACCUUCUUCUAUACGAAGCAAUUCCGUACAGCCAAAAACAAAUUUUUCUUUCAUCUGUACCAUUGGGAGGCCACUCAUAUUAACGUUGACCACUAUAUAUGUACAUGUCAUCCCAUUUUUUGGGGCUCUAUAGGUCAGAAACUCAGGAGAUCCGCCUGA
Messenger RNA from Saccharomyces cerevisiae S288C, 309 nucleotides. RefSeq lists its product as uncharacterized. The record is from RefSeq and is marked reviewed. Bases 1 to 309 code for a protein of 102 amino acids. Lineage: Eukaryota; Fungi; Ascomycota; Saccharomycetes; Saccharomycetales; Saccharomycetaceae. The transcript has a single exon.